Molecule: messenger RNA, 10538 nt
Organism: Prinia subflava (tawny-flanked prinia)
Lineage: Eukaryota; Metazoa; Chordata; Aves; Passeriformes; Cisticolidae
Product: protein NYNRIN-like
Exons: 4
Coding region: 7119-9107 (662 amino acids)
Biological process (GO): DNA integration; virion assembly
Molecular function (GO): RNA-DNA hybrid ribonuclease activity; zinc ion binding; nucleic acid binding
Source: RefSeq, a predicted model, not a curated record
CUCGUCCGGCCGCCUUCCCCUUCCCAUUUUCGCUCUUGAUCCCGGCCACAUUCCCGGGAUCGAUUCCUGGGAAAACCUCGGGAUCCAUGGAGGAGCCAUUCCCAGAGGAGCAGGACGAGGAAUAGCCGCGGGGUAAGCGGAACUCCUGGGAGAAUUUUGUCCGCUGGUAGAAAGACUGGGCUUGGAUGACAAUUUCUUGGAUAUCACGGAAUUGGUGGAGAAAAAACGCUGGGAGUCGGAGCCAUAUUCCCAAAUCCUGAUUUUUGACCACAUCUACAAGGAAGAAACUGUGAAUUUCCAGGAUCUCACCUGCAUCCGACAUUCUGGGCUCCGGAAUUGCUCAGGAAUUCUGAGAUCUCCUGAAAUCCCAUCUGGGAAUCACCGGAUGCUCCAAAAUUGCUUCCAGGAAAUUCUUGCCCAAAAUGAUUUUGGGAAUUUUCAAACCCGAUCAAAAAAUGCUGCUGCUGCCGAAAAUCACUGGGAAUUCUUAUCCAGCCUGGAUCACAUCCAGAAAAUUCCAGGAUCUUAUUCCUUAUUUUUUCCCUAAUUUUAUCCCAUUUUUUCCCUGUCCCCCCCCAUUUUUCCAGAUUUUUCCCAGCUUUUUAUUGAUCCCAUUUCCCCCCAUUUUCCAGGAUUUUUUCCACAUUUUUUCCCAUUUUUUCCCUUUUUCCCCCAUUUUUCCCCCAAGAAAUUUCAAAAAUUCUGGAUUUUCUUUCCCUGCAGCUCCAUGGAAAAUCCGGCCUUCAAAAUGUACAGUGGGAGUGUUCCUGGAUUAUCCCAGAGCAAAGAAGUACCAAAAAUUUCAAAAAAAUUCCCCAAAACUUCCCAAAAAAAUUCCCCCAAAAACGAAUUCCCAAAAAAUUCCAAAAAAAUUUUUUUAAAAAUUAAAAAUAUUAAAAUUUCCAAAAGUUCCACCAAAAUUCAAAAAAAAUCUCCCCAAAAUAAAAAAGCCUCAAAAUUUCCCAAAAAUAAAAAAAAUUGCAAAAAAAUCCUUAAAAAAUCCCCCCAAAUUUUGCAAAAAACCUCACAAAAUUUUAAAAAAUUCCCCAAAAUUCUGAAAAAAUCCCAAAACUAUUCCCCUCAAAAUCCCAAAAAAAUUCAAAAAAAAUCCCCAAAAAUUCAAAAAAUAUUCUGUCCAAAAUUCCCAAAAUCGUCCCCCCAAAAUAGAGUGGGAAAUGGGAAAAGAUUGAGGGAAAAAGGGAAAGAAAAGGGAAAAAAUGGAAAAAAUAGGGAGAAAAUGGGAGAUAAAUUGGAAAAAAAAUUUAUAAAGAGAAUAAGAAUGAGAUAAAAUGGGGAAAAAAAAGAGGAAAAGAUGGGGAGAAAUGGGAAAAAGGAGGUUAAAAGCUGGAAAUCGUAUAAAAUUAAAAAAAAUGGGAUUAAAAAUGGGAAAAAUGAGAAUAAAUUGUGAAAACCAAGAAAAAAUGAAGAGAAAUGGGAAAAAUGGGGGGAGAAAGGGAAAAAAAGGAAAAUUUGGAAAAACUCCAGGAAAAAAAAAAAGGAAAAAUUGGAAAAAAACCUGGAAAAAUGAGGGGAAAAGGGGGGGAAAAUGGGAUUAAAAAUUGGGAAAAAUGGGGGGAAAUCAGGGAAAAUGGGAAAAUAUUGGAAAAAUCGGGGAAAAUGGAAAAAAUCAGGAAAAAAUAGAGAAAAUGGGGAAAAUGGGAAAAAAACAGGACAAAAUGGGGAAAAAAAUGGAAAAAAUGGGGAUAAAAGCUAGGAAAAAUUAGGGGGAAAAUGGAAAAAAAUGGGGGAAAAUGGGAUGAAAUCCUGAUAGCUCUUGUCCUCUGGGAGUCCAGUGGGUAAGGGCUCCUGUGCUGUCCCAAAUCCCAGAUUAUAUCCAGGUGGGAAUGCUUGGCUCCUCCCCCUGGGUGGAGCAUCUCACAAUGGGCUGAUAUCAUUCCAUGAGUCAUGUAGGGGUCCUUGAUUGCCCAUUAAACAGAGAUAGCUCCCAGAGGGAGUUACCUAUGAGUCAUGGGCAAGGCCUUGAUAGCCCAUUAACAGAAGAUAGUCCAGAGGGAAGGCAAGGGAAACACUGCCCCACCUAGUUUCAACAGCUCCUGAAGGUGGUGAUAGACUACAUACUUUGGACAUAUCUUACAUUAUAACCUAGGACAGGGAAAAAUGGGAAAAAAUGGGGAAGAAAAUUGGAAAAAAAAAUCAGAAAUCAAGAGAAAAGAUGGGGGAAAUUGGGAAAAAUGGGACAAAAAGGAAAAAAUUGGGGGAAAAUGGGGAAGAAAUGGGGAAAAUGGAAAAAGAUGAGAAAAAAUUGCAAAAUUGGGGAAUUAUGGGGAGAAAAAAAAAUCUGAGAAAAAUCAGUAAAAACACGGAAAAAUGGGGAAAAUUGGGGGGAAUAGGGAAAAAAGUGAAAAAUGAGGGGAAAUGGGAAAAUUUGGGAAAAAAACUGAAGGAAUGGAGAAAAAUGGAAAAAUGGGGAAAAAAUGGGAAAAAUUGAGGAAAAAAUGGGAAAAAUUGAGGAAAAAUGGGACAAAAUGGGACAGAAAGGGAAAAAAUGAGGAAAAAUGGGAAAUGUGGGAAAUAGGGUUAUUUAAUUCAUGUUCUAUAAAUAAUUAUAGAUUGGGAACUGUAAUAUAUUGUAUAAAGGUAUGUGUGUUUGCUCAACCCGCACGUUUCACGAACUUCUGUAAAGCACCUCUCCUGAUCUUCCUGGUCCCAAAAAUAGAAGGUGAGAACACGAGGCACUGAUGACUUACCCCUGCCUACGUGCAGCUAAACUCAUCGGGACUCUCACCGAUCAAAUGCUACGUGCCAACAGGAUCAUCACACACUUCUAUGACAGUUACUCAAAGCAAGGACUAACUCUGGACAUUAGCAUUUGAAUGUGCCCGGGGACCCUUUUGGGAUUUAGUGUAAACAAAGUUAAUGGCCGAUGAUUAGUGAAACAAUGGGAGAAAGGUUGCUGAGGGGGAAGUUAAGGGUAUUUAAGUUGGGCCUUUAGGUGGGCAAAGGCGUGAAUCCGGUUAGAUACACCGACUGCCAGGUCCUGUGUCUCUGGGGUCACCCUUGGCUCUACUUUUCCCGGGAGAACUUCGGUCAAGUAAGUUUCGCUGUUCGUGGGGUUCGUAUUGUUUUGUUUUUAUUGUUUAAAAUUGUUAUAAUUUGAUUCUAAAUUUGUGAUUUGAAUGUUAAUAAACCAAAUUAUUGAAUUUGGCAAUAAAUUUGUCCUGGCGUUUAUAACAAUUUUGACGCCCAACAGCGGGGCCAGUUUUGAAUAUUCUACGGAUCCCUGCUUCUGACCGGGGGGCGCCCCGCUGUAAAAGCGGCCUGGCAGAGCGGGUAAGUCCGGAAGAACGAACUGGCUUCACGAACCCAGAACCCACAACAGCGAAGGUAUUAGGCGUUAGGACAAGCUAGCUUGGGGAGGGCUCGGGAACUCAGCAGGGGUUUUCCCCUGGAACCGCGGUAUUGUUUCACUCGUAAAAAUCUAAGUGCACGAAGAAUCCACGCAGGAAAAGGACCGUAAGUAUAGCGUGGUUGAGUGGGGGUGACCAAGUGCUUGAGAACGUGUAUGUGCGUGUGAGUGUGUGUGAAUGAGACGUGAUUUAUCACGAAGCGAGAGCGGACCUUAAGGUCGCGGUUCCGCUGCUCCCGCGAGGGACACGGCCGACCGACGGGGAAGCGAUUGGAACACGUGAUAUUUCGCUUCAUGUGUGAGUGUUACCCGACGGGGUGUGGGGGUCACCAGGGGGUCCUGAAGGAAAGAGGACGUCCCUUUUUGAGUUUGGGGACGAGUAAGCCUUCUUGACCGCGACCAAGUGGGGUCCGUCAAUUUUUUCGGUGGCGGUUACAGAGCCCUGCGGUUAACCGAACAUCCACGGAACGGUCAUCCGUUGGAUCAUUAAGUUAACGGCACCGAGUUCGGAAACUCGGGAUUUAAUUUUUUAGUAUCCCGUAGCUUCUGUGCCACGGGGAGUAUGGGAUCGUAUCUCAGUAGGGAUCGGGAGGAUGAUUUGUGGGAAGACUCGGCAGAGGUGGUUCCUGAGAUCCCAAGGGGAAGCCCCUUGGGAUGGAUGUUGGAAUAUUGGGACGAGUGUCCUGGAAGGAGGGAAAAAUCUAAGAAAAAGAUGGUUUACUUUUGCAUGGAAGUCUGGGGGGGAGAAAAGAUCGGGAAAUAUGUGGUUUGGCCGAUGCUUGGCACAUUCGAGCCAUGGACAUGCCAGGCCUUGUGUAAGUAUGUAAAGGAUAAGGAGGAUAGGGAGAUAGAUGAGCUAGAGUAUGCACGGUUGUGGGAGGGACCCCGGAUUGGGAUGUACCCGAUGAAAACAGGGAAAAAGGAGGAAUGGGACCCGCUGGACUACCUUCCACCCCCCUAUACCCCUUCGCCAGCACAAGUCCCAGCCUCAACACGGGAACCUGGUCCCGACCCCAAUCCACAGCCCGCUCAGGACCGCCUGGUAAUAGCUUCAGCACUGCCGCUGGAAACCGGGGUUCUGGGGGCGGAGGCUCCUGCCCCGCCGCUUGUCAGUCACCUUGAGGUCUCACCCCUCGAGGAAAAUGCGAUCUCUCUCCCCGGCCCGAGCCAGCGUCCGCGCCCGGAGCAAAAAUCCGUACUACCCUCCGCGAGUAGGAAAACUAGGUGGAGAGGUAGGAAAAUUGGUGAAGAAGAUAGCGAAACAGAAGAAGAAGGUAAGAGUCUUUACCCUUUGCGAGAAGUACCCACCGCCCCAGGGGUCAUUGGUUAUGUUCAUAUACCUAUUAAUUCUAUGGAUGUGAGAACUUUUAAGCGAGAAAUGGGAAAACUGAUGGAUGAUCCUUUGGGGGUUGCGGAAAGGGUUGAUGAGUUUUUGGGAACUAGUAUAUAUACCUAUGAUGAUAUCAUGGCAAUUUUGAGAAUCUUGUUUAAUCAAGAGGAAAGGGAAUUAAUCCGACAAGCGGGGAUGCGGGAGUGGGAAAGGCGGAAUCCUCAGGGAACCCCCGGAGACUUAAAGUGGCCCAGCCGUAGACCGGAGUGGGAUUCCCAAACAGAGGGCGGGCGGAGGAGCAUGAUGGAUCUAAGGAGUAUUGUUAUACAGGGCAUUAGGGAAGCGGUGCCUCGGGGGCAGAACAUCAGUAAAGCUAUGAAUGAAUGCCAGGGUAAGGACGAGGCGCCGACUGAGUGGUUGGAAAGGUUAAGAAAGAGCUUACAGAUGUAUUCAGGUACGGAUCCUAAUUCCCCUGCGGGAGAGAUGUUGCUAAAGGUUCAGUUUGUAGCUAAGUCCUGGGAGGACAUCAGAAGGAAAUUGGAGAAGAUUGAGGACUGGCAAGGGAAAGGUUUGCAGGAGUUGUUAAGGGAGGCUCAAAAGGUGUAUAUGCGACGGGAAGAGACGUUGCAAAGGACCCAGGCACACGUUUUGGUGACGGCUGUGAAAGAAUUCCAGGGCAAAGGACCAGCACAAAGGUCUGAAUUUGUGGAAAAAAACGGCGUUAAGGAAAAACCGGGAAGGUUUCCCCUGGGUCGACGAGAGGUCCGUAAGGAGGCUCCUCGGUGUUUUUACUGUGGGGAAAAAGGACACUUUAAAAGGGAAUGUGUUAAGAGGAAGAAGGAUGAAAAAAUGUUUAAAAGUGAAUAGGACACCCUUGGGCUUUUUUUUCUGGGGUCUGGUCCAUCUAAUGAGCAUAAGGUAAUAUUGAAAAUAGGCCCCUACGGAGAGGAGGUGGUGUUUUUAGUUGAUACGGGAGCUGAACGUUCUACGGUGAAGAAAUUACCAAAAGGUUGUUGUAAGAGUAAUGGUAUGGUAUUAGUGAUCGGAGCUAAGGGAGAACCCUUCAGGGUUCCUAUAAUUGAGGAGGUGAAGGUGGAAUUAGGUGAUAAAGCAUGUGUGAUUGAUUUAUUGUUGGUGGAGGAGGCAGAUUAUAACCUGCUCGGAAGAGAUUUAAUAGUAAGGAUGGGAAUAAAUCUCAUGGUAAAAGGUAUGGAUAUUGUGGUAAAGUUGUGUCUGCUGACUGAGAGGGACGAGAGACAAAUUGAUCCCUCAGUAUGGUAUACUCCAGGCAAAGGAGGAAUUAUAGACAUGGAUCCGAUUGAAAUAGAAAUACAAAGAUCAGAGGAUCCUAUCAGGGUGAAGCAAUAUUAUACCUCCCUGGAAGGGAGGAAGGGAUUGAAACCUAUUAUAGAAGAUCUACUCAAAAGAGGUGUCCUGGAACCCUGUAUUUCUAAACAUAACACUCCUAUCUUGGCUGUAAAGAAACCUGAUGGGAAUUAUCGAUUGGUCCAGGAUCUGAGGGCAGUAAACCAGAGAGCAAAAACUAAUUUUCCCGUCGUGGCAAACCCCUAUACCUUGUUAAACCAGAUAUCUCCUGAGGAUGUUUGGUAUAGUGUGAUAGAUCUGAAGGAUGCAUUCUGGACAUGUCCUCUGGCCGAAAACAGUAGGGAUUUCUUUGCUUUUCAGUGGGAAGAUCCGGACACAAAUAGAAAGCAACAAUUGAGGUGGACUACCUUGCCUCAGGGUUUUACUGACUCACCAAACCUGUUUGCCCAGGCUCUGGGAAAAUUACUUGAUCAGUUUGUCCCCGUAGAAGGGACAAAAAUUUUGCAAUAUGUAGAUGAUAUAUUGGUUACCGGGCCGGAGGAAGGUGGAGUCAGAUUAGGUACAAUAAAGCUUUUGAAUUUCCUAGGGGAGAAAGCAUUAAAGGUGUCUAAGUCAAAAUUACAGUUCACAGAGCAGGAGGUGAAAUACUUAGGGCACUGGUUGGUAAAAGGGAAAAAGAAGUUAGACCCAGAACGGAUAUCAGGAAUUAUUGCUAUGCCACCGCCGCGCUCGAAACGGGAGGUCUGACAAUUGCUGGGACUCCUAGGGUAUUGUAGGCAAUGGAUUGAAGGGUACAGCGAGAAGGUUAAGUUUCUUUAUGAGAAGCUUACCACAAAUCGGGUAAAAUGGAAUACACAGGAUGACUUAAGGUUAGAGAACCUUAAGGGAAUAUUGGUGUCAGCCCCGGUGUUAAGUUUGCCAGAUAUAAACAGGCAAUUUCAACUAUUUGUGGAUGUUAGCAAUCAUACAGCGUAUGGAGUUUUAACACAGGAAUGGGCGGGGGCCAGAAAACCGGUGGGGUAUGUAUCAAAGUUAUUGGAUCCCGUCAGCCGAGGGUGGCCGACAUGCUUACAGGCAAUUGUGGCCGUGGCUUUAAUGGUGGAGGAAGCCAAGAAGGUAACUUUUGGUGCUCCCCUGAUAGUAUAUACUCCUCACAAUGUCCGGAGCCUAUUACAGCAACAAGCCGAUAAGUGGCCCACAGAUUCCCGAUUGUUAAAAUACGAAGCAAUCUUGAUUAACUCCCCCGAGCUAGAGCUCCGUACAGCCGCAGCUCGAAACCCCGCCCAGUUUCUGUUCGGGGAAGGGUCCGAAGAAUAUAGCCACAACUGCUCUGAGAUUGUUGAAUUACAAACAAAAAUACGGCCUGAUUUAGAGGAAGAAGAGCUGGAGGAAGGCGAGAAGUGGUUUGUAGAUGGAUCUGCACGGGUUGUGGAUGGAAAGCGGAAAACGGGGUAUGCUAUUGUCGAUGGAAAGACGGGAAAGGUUAUUGAAUCAGGACCUCUGGGUGCUGACUGGUCAGCCCAAGCGUGUGAAGUGUUUGCGGUUCUACAAGCUCUAAAAAGGCUUAAAGGGAGAACCGGGACCAUCUUCACUGAUUCUAAAUACUCUUAUGGAAUAAUACACACUUUCGGAAAAAUCUGGGAAGAAAGGGGGCUGAUCAGCACCCGCAGGAAGGGAUUGAUACAUGGUGAAUUGAUUCGGCAGGUUCUGGAAGCAGUCAGGGGACCAAAAGCAAUCGCGGUGGUGCAUGUAAGGGGCCAUCAGACUGGUGCUCAGUUUAGGACUCGUGGAAACAAUUUGGCAGAUCAUGAAGCAAAGAGGGCAGCUCUCCUCUCAGUAAAGACCCUGGAGAUAAAGGAAAGUAACCCUCAAGAAUACCCCUGUCGGCUAUCUGAGGAGGAGGUUAAGGAAUAUAGCCGACUGGGAGCCAAGCAGGAGGAGGGGAAAUGGAAGUUGCCUGACGGGAGGGAAUUGAUAUCUAAGGAAUAUACUAGGAAGAUAUUGAAUAGAUUACAUGCCCAAACUCAUUGGGGCUCACAGGCACUAGCGGAACACUUCUUAAAAUUCUUUGGCUGUAAAGGGAUAUACGAAUUAGCAAAACAGGAGGUACUGGGCUGCAUUGUAUGUCAGAGAAUAAACAAAACAAGGUCCAAACACCAUCCUUGGGGAGGGCGACCUUUAGCUUACCGCCCUUUUGGCAGGGUGCAAAUAGAUUAUACCAAACUUCCAAAGGUGGGAAGGUAUAAAUAUUUAUUAGUAAUAACGGAUCAAUUCACUCGCUGGGUAGAGGCUUUCCCGAGUUCAAAAGCCACUGCCCAAGUAGUGGCUAAGGUAAUCUUGGAAGAAAUUAUUCCCCACUAUGGUAUUAUAGAUUAUAUAGAUUCAGACCAGGGCACGCACUUUACUUCAAAGGUUAUAAGGCAUUUGGCUGACGCUUUGGGAAUACGGUGGGAUUAUCACACCCCUUGGCAUCCUCAGAGCUCAGGGAGAGUUGAGCGAAUGAAUCAGACUAUAAAGGCUCAGUUAGCUAAGUUAAUGUUUGAAACAAAAAUGACCUGGAUAAAAUGUUUACCUCUAGCUUUACUAAAUAUAAGGACGAUGCCAAAUUCCCAGGGAGGGCUAUCCCCAUUUGAGCUGCUAUACGGGAUGCCCUAUGAACAUGGUAUGCCAGUGGGACAUCCUCAAGUGGAGGACUCGCAGCUGCAGCCAUAUUUGGCUGCUGUCAAUAAAAAUUUACAAGAACUGAGGAAAAAAGGAAUAAUUCUACAGAGUACCCCCUUGGGAUUUGCUAUUCACGAUAUACAACCAGGAGAUAAAGUACUGAUAAAAGCUUGGAGGACGGUGUCACUAACCCCUCAUUGGGAGGGACCCUUUCUUGUCCUUUUAACUACAGAUACAGCCAUCCGAACAGCUGAAAGAGGCUGGACACACGCCUCCAGGGUUAAGAAACUAACAGCCCCGAGGGAAAACCCCGAAUGGAAGGUCAUCUCUUCCCCCGGAGAUCUGAGGGUCCGGCUGCACCGAGGAUGCCAACGCCCUGGAAACAUUAAGCCGCAGCCUAAAGGAGCCUCAAAAGAAACUUAAAAACCACUCGACAAGGAGGACUAAGAGAGGGAAGGGUAACCAGAAGGAAGGUAUUUCUCCUUGGCCAUGCAAUCUUAGAAAUUAUGGUCUGCUGGGAAUAGUGUGGGUUAAUCUGGCAAAUACCUGGAAUUCGGCCGGCGGGGGGGGUAGAGUGCAAAAAGCAUAGAAGCGGAGAAAUAGAUCCAGUGAAGCUCCUAUUGGGACAAAGGGCAACUCAAGCUGUCCAGGGAAAACAACCCAGCAGAAAAUGAAGGAAGGAACAGGAAGGGGGUCCAGGCAACCUGUCCCUGCUGUAAGAAGAACCCUACACCGGCCGUUGGUUGCAACCCAAUGGGCUUUGGUACGAACAGAGGAACUUGUUUGCGGACCUUCCCUACUGAUCAUAAGCUUACAAAGAGUCAGUACUAUGAGACUGUACUCAGCCGGUGGAUUCCUGGAAAGGACGGUCUUAAAGUUGACAUAAUGUCUAAAAUGGAGCACCCUAAAAGGGAAUCUGGAUGAGGGAAGAAAAUUGGUUAAAAGAAACUUCAGCCCACAAACCUUGUCUAAGAUUUAUGGCCAGAAAUACUCUCUUCCUUCAAGAAGGACCCUCCCCUCAGAAGGAACCCAGAAGGGAGUGGUAAUCAUAUGCAACCUGGCUCAAAUAGCAAAAAGCUGGAAUGAAUUUCUAAUCAGGUACCAUCUGGGAAAAGGAUGUAAAUAAACAACGAUAGAGGAAAACAAUUAGGCUAAAUACAAAACAUGAAUUAAAAUUGUUGACAAAAGAAAAGAAAUGGGGGAGUUGUGGGAAAUAGGGUUAUUUAAUUCAUGUUCUAUAAAUAAUUAUAGAUUGGGAACUGUAAUAUAUUGUAUAAAGGUAUGUGUGUUUGCUCAACCCGCACGUUUCACGAACUUCUGUAAAGCACCUCUCCUGAUCUUCCUGGUCCCAAAAAUAGAAGGUGAGAACACGAGGCACUGAUGACUUACCCCUGCCUACGUGCAGCUAAACUCAUCGGGACUCUCACCGAUCAAAUGCUACGUGCCAACAGGAUCAUCACACACUUCUAUGACAGUUACUCAAAGCAAGGACUAACUCUGGACAUUAGCAUUUGAAUGUGCCCGGGGACCCUUUUGGGAUUUAGUGUAAACAAAGUUAAUGGCCGAUGAUUAGUGAAACAAUGGGAGAAAGGUUGCUGAGGGGGAAGUUAAGGGUAUUUAAGUUGGGCCUUUAGGUGGGCUAAGGUGUGAACCCGGUUAGAUACACCGACUGCCAGGUCCUGUGUCUCUGGGGUCACCCUUGGCUCAACUUUUCCCGGGAGAACUUCUGUCAAGUAAGUGUCGCUGUUCGUGGAGUUCGUAUUGUUUUGUUUUUAUUGUUUAAAAUUGUUAUAAUUUGAUUCUAAAUUUGUGGUUUGAAUGUUAAUAAACCAAAUUAUUGAAUUUGGCAAUAAA